Molecule: messenger RNA, 900 nt
Organism: Acanthisitta chloris (rifleman)
Lineage: Eukaryota; Metazoa; Chordata; Aves; Passeriformes; Acanthisittidae
Gene: SPP1
Product: secreted phosphoprotein 1
Exons: 6
Coding region: 1-900 (299 amino acids)
Biological process (GO): cell adhesion; osteoblast differentiation; ossification
Molecular function (GO): extracellular matrix binding
Source: RefSeq, a predicted model, not a curated record
AUGAAGGUGGCAGUUCUGUGUUUGUGCCUUAUCAGCAUCACCACAGCAUGGCCAGUGAGAAAAUUCAAGCAGCAUGCCACUUCUGCCAGCUCCGAAGAGAAAUAUGACUCCAGGGGCCAUAAGUUGCACAGAUACCACCACGACCAUGUGAAUUCUCAGUCUUGGGAGAGUCAGCAGCACUCACAGGAUGACCUGGCGUCACCUCAGCAGACUCUCUACUCUUCAGAAGAAAGCGUGGAUGACCCAGCACAACCACAAUUCCCUGAUGUGUCAAGCAAGAGCCAUGAAGAUGUGGAUGAUGACAACGACGAUGAUAAUGAUUCCAAUGACACAGAUGAAUCCGAUGAGGUUGUCACAGGUUUUCCCACAGACAUCCCAGUCACUGUACCUUUCACCCGGGGAGACAAUGCUGGCAGAGGUGACAGUGUGGCCUACAGGUUGAAGGCAAAAGCUGCACUGGUGAAGGCUAUCAAACUCCACAAGGCUGCAAAAAAGCUCAUGUAUGAUGCCACUGAGGAAGAUGAGAGUGACCUGGAUGCAGACAGCCAGCAAACAGGGCUCUCCCAGGAGGAUUCUGCCUCCCACAGCUCCCUGGGGAAACAUGCCAGCAGUAUGGAAUGGUCUGACAAGAGCCACGGGCAGGACAGCAGCGACCUGGACAGCAACCAGCGUGACCAGAGCCUGGAAAACGACAGCAGGCAGAAAUUCGAGAGCCAUGAGGCAGACAGUGCUGACAGCAAGUCUGGUGUCCGAGGGGAUAGUCACCCCAGUGUGGAAAGCAGGGAGAGCCAGGACCAGGCUUCGUCUGAGAUCUCUGAUGAUACCAGCAACCAAACACUGGAGAGCGCUGAGGAUUCCCAGGAUCGUCACAGCCUUGAAAACAACGAAGUCACCCUUUAA